Molecule: messenger RNA, 763 nt
Organism: Drosophila busckii
Lineage: Eukaryota; Metazoa; Arthropoda; Insecta; Diptera; Drosophilidae
Exons: 2
Coding region: 1-744 (247 amino acids)
Source: RefSeq, a predicted model, not a curated record
AUGUCUAGCGAAAAAUGCGCUGCACAGGCUGCGCUGAAUCUGUACGUAGUUCAGGCCAAGGAACGCCUGCAGAAGAUCCUGCAGACCUUUCAAUGGAACGAGCAAAAGACUCGGAGUACUAUGCAGUUCCCAAAAGCUCUCUCAUCUGAAUUAGAAUUAGAACCACUUGAGGAGCAACUGCCAGACAACUGGGCUAAUGACACAAAGUACACUGUGCAGCUGGAUGCUGCUAAGUUGGAGGAACUGCUAGGCUCAGUGGAAAAGUCCAAGCUAACAGCACACAGCUUCGAAGAGUUGCAAACGCACUGGACUGAUGCUGAAAAGCUGCUCAUUUAUGAGCAUGUAAUGAAGUCUACGCCUCCACCGAAACAAAGAUUUGAUGACAAUGUAGAAUUUGCAGAGGUUGUGGCGGUUACCGGACGCGUGCAUAAGAACCGUCGGCGUCAUCGCAAAAUUAUACCCACAUUGCGUGAGGAAAUGCAUCAGUUGGUCCAGCUUCAAAUGGAUGCAUUGGAGAGGCAGUAUAAGGAUGCUAACAAGAAGACCAGAAUAUAUGAAAAGAAACAGAAACGGCAGCAUGAGCGUCAGCGCAUCCGCAGUGGCAGUCGUAGUCGAAGUAGUAGAAAGUCUGAGGCAAGGCAAACUUAUCUCUCCCGUGGUAGUCGUAGUCACAGCAGUAGGAAACCUAAGUCAAGGCAACGCUCCCUCUCCCCGAGUCACAAGACACAGCGGCGUCUACAUUAAUUUCACAUAUGUAUGUAGC